AUGACUUCGACUUAUUACGUUAAAGUAUAUUAUACAAAACAACAACAACAACCAGAAAUUCGUCGAUUUGCAAUUGAUAUUUCACCAAACAAUGAUAUUUAUCAAGAAUUAUGUACCAAAAUUGCAACAUAUCAACCUGAUAUUCAAUUAAAUGGUUUUACACUUCAAUAUAUUGAUGAAGAAAAUGAACGUAUUACAUUUAGUUCAAAUGAAGAAUUACGUUCAGCUAUAUCAUCAAAUAAAGAUUCUAAUUCUCUUAAAAUUUUUGUUACUAUUAAUCAAUCUAUAAAUCAACAAGAAACUACAACGAAUAAAGAAUGUCAUACUGGUGUUGAAUGUGACAAUUGUAAAGGUCCAAUUAUUGGUGUUCGUUAUAAAUGUGCUGUAUGUCCAAAUUAUGAUUUAUGUGAAAAAUGUUCAUCAUCUGAUAUUCAUUCAGAACAUAAUAUGAUUAAAAUAACUAAACCAGGAAAUUUUUAUCAUCCUUACGGUUCACGUCAGAAUAAUCGUCGUUAUCGUCAUAUGUUAUCACCACCAUUUGUACCAAAUGCAGAAUUUUUUGAACAAAUUCAAACACAAAUUCCACAAUGGUUACCUAAUCGAGAAAAUACAGCACAUUUUCGUGCUCAUAUGCAACAACAUUUUGAUAAUAUUAAAACAAAUACACAAACACAAAUGCAAAAUUCAAAACAAUAUCUUGAAAGUGUUGGUCAAUAUUUACAACAAGCAUUAUCACCAUUUGGUAUUGAUUGUGAUUAUCAUGUUGAUGAAAAUACAUCAUCAACAAGAAAUGCUCAACAAGAAACAUCAACAAAUGAAAAUACAAUGUCAUCGGAACCAAGUGCUGUACCAAAAACUUCAAAUACAAAUAACCAAACAACGAACAAUCAACAACAACAACAACAACAAAGAGGAAUUUCAUCAUGGUUAAAUAUGUUUCGUACUACUGGAAAUAUCUCAUCAACAGCAUCAGCUAAUAAUUCAAAUGAUGCGUCGCAAUCAUCAUCAACGGAAAAAGCAGUAGAAGAAUGUGUUGAAAAAAUGAAAGCAAUGGGAUUUGAUGAUACAGAUGAAAAUCUUCUUCAACUUAUACGUUCAAAAAAUGGUGACCUUAUUUCAGUUCUUGAUGAAAUGAGUACACGUUUACAUAACGAUUAA
Rotaria sp. Silwood1 is the source of this 1158-nucleotide messenger RNA. The record is from the annotation of a GenBank genome assembly. Lineage: Eukaryota; Metazoa; Rotifera; Eurotatoria; Philodinida; Philodinidae.